GCAGUAAAUCUGGAGACAAGGUGCAAGGGGAAGAGACUGGAGUCAGUUCGGCAGAUAAAAUCUACGGAACAGGGGAGGCCAAGGCUGCAGGUCUUACCAUUGGAAGAAUUGGAGAUUCCAAUUGUUUUGGUCAGAAGAUGAGUGAAAGAACUCCACCUUUGAGACUGAAGGAGUGGCUUAUACUUCAGAUAGACAGUGGCAAUUAUCCUGGUCUCCGGUGGGAAAAUCAGGAGAAAACAAUAUUCAGAAUUCCAUGGAAGCAUGCCUCCAAACAUAACUACAAGGAGGAAGAAGAUGCUGCCUUAUUCAGGGCCUGGGCUGUUCAUAAGGGAAAGUUUCGAGAUGGAUACAUCAAGGAGGACCCUUCAGUUUGGAAGACAAGACUCCGGUGUGCUCUUAACAAAAGUCCAGACUUUAAGGAGGUCAUGGAGAGCUGCCAAGACAUUGGUGAACCCUAUAAACUAUAUAGCAUUGUGUCUGAACCUAAAGAGAAAACCUAUGAGGGGUCCAAAGAAGCAACCAAGAACUGGCAGAAAGAAGUACCACCUAGGAAAACCAUAAAAGUGGAAAAUCAGCUGAAAAGUCCAAGCAGCCCAUUGGAAGGAGGGGUUUUUUCUUCACCAAUCAUCUUAAUGACCCAAAACGUUGAUCAUAAAGGUGCUGAUAUUUCAGAGAAAACCAUUAUCCUCCCACCAUCAUCUUUUUCAUCAUCAGAUUACUGGCUGCACGUCCGCUUGUACUACAUGGGCAAGCUGGUGACUGAAGUCACCACACAGACAGCUGAGGGGUGCCGAAUUAUUCCUCUCCCAUCAUCUGAACAAGAAUACAACCUGAGCUCGCCGCACCCUUUGGAGGAUAUCCCUUUGCCUCCUCCCCAGAAGCUGUCUGGCAUUCUGUCCCUAGAGAAGCAGAUGGUUGUCAAUAAAUUAUUGUUGCACCUGGAUAAAGGGGUGUUGCUUUGGGUGGCACCUGAAGGGGUCUUCAUAAAGCGUCAAUGUCAAGUACGUGUCUACUGGUGUGGCCCACUGGCUCCAAACAAUGACCAACCUAAUAAGCUUGAGAGAGAGAAGACCUGUAAGGUGUUGGACACGGAACGCUUCUUGCAUGAGCUUGAAAUGUACCUCAUGAACAAAGGUCCUGAACCCCAGUAUCAGAUCCAGCUCUGCUUUGGAGAGGAAUAUCCAGAGUCGACACUGAGUUCCAGAAAGUUAAUCACAGCUAAUGUGGAGCCGGUGUUUGCCAGAGAACUGCUUAUAAAUGCAAAGACAAAACUGAGGAAGAACGCCCCAGCCAUCUAGUUGCUUCCACCCCCGAUCCUUCAUAGGAUAAAUCCUCCUGAUUAAUCUCAACCUUCCCAUUUCUUACUUCUAUCUGAGGGCUCAUGCACACGAAUGUAUUUUUGGUCCGCAUCCGAGACGCAUUUUUUUGCGUGUCGGAUGCGGACCCAUUCCCUUGCAUGUGGCUGCAAAAGAUGCGUACAGCACACCCAUGUGCUGUCCGCAUCCAUAUGUCCGUUUCCGCGGCCCUGCAAAAAAAGUUGAAUACGUCUUAUUCUUGUCCGUUUUACAGACAAGGAUAGGACAGAUCCAUAGAGGACGUUCAGUUUUGCAAAAUGCAGAACACACACAGCCGGUAAUCCGUGUUUUGCGGAUCCACAAUUUGCGAACUGCAGAAAUGGCCGUGUGCAUGACCCCCUAGUCUGGGAAAGCUGGGUGACAAUAUGGCCACCAUUCCACCCAAAUCAUUGCAUGCAGAGUUGAUGGAGGAGAGAGGAGGAAUGUCCCUUUAUAUAACUAGGCAGUACCCUAGGAAAGUGAUGUGGUCUGUAACAUUAGGGACAUUAGCUGUUACCCAGCUUUCCCUAAGGACUGUGGAUCUUUGGGGGAAGGAGAGGGAAGAAAGUAUUAAUAUGUCAUUUAGGAGACCAGACAAUCUCCCCUUCCUUCCCAUGCAAUGCUUGGACAUACGCCUCUGCUCAGGGAACAUUUUGGACUGUUGGGCAAUUCAGGAUUAUGUUCAGAUUUUUGGACGAUUUUAAUUAGCUAUUGAAUUUCUCGACUACUGCAGCUGUGCGAGCAGGACAUACAGGACGGGUUGUAAUGUUUCCUUUCCCUGGCAGUACACAGAGAUCUAUAAGAUAGUGAUAAACAAAUGACAUUAAAAUGCUUCAUCAUUUU
Molecule: messenger RNA, 2177 nt
Organism: Bufo gargarizans (Asiatic toad)
Lineage: Eukaryota; Metazoa; Chordata; Amphibia; Anura; Bufonidae
Product: interferon regulatory factor 4-like
Exons: 9
Coding region: 138-1298 (386 amino acids)
Biological process (GO): regulation of transcription by RNA polymerase II; immune system process
Cellular component (GO): nucleus
Molecular function (GO): DNA-binding transcription factor activity, RNA polymerase II-specific; RNA polymerase II cis-regulatory region sequence-specific DNA binding; protein binding
Source: RefSeq, a predicted model, not a curated record